GCUGACGUCACCGACGAGGAAGUACUUUACUUCCUGGCAAGCAAAAUGGAAACAGUUGUACUAAAGUAGCUGUAUUAUAUCACAUUAAUCAACCUACGUUUCCCGAAUAUUGUACUUCUGAGCCGUUUUUGAGUUUCAUUUAAUAGUGGACUGCUAAUGUAAAAGCUAACGUUAUCGAAGAAGUGCGUCUUUUUUGGGGAGAAUUGUGAACGACAGUGACAAAAACAAGACCUAUCCUCUCAGCUGACGUUAACUAUAACGUUAAACUUGUCUUACCUGACAUUAUUCUGCGAUAAACACACUCGUAGUUAAUAUUCUAAUAUUCUCCAUUUAAACUUGGGACCAGACAUCAGCAGAAUGCAUCGGAGAGGUGUUGGUGCGGGAGCGAUUGCCAAAAAGAAGCUGGCAGAGGCCAAAUAUAAGGAAAGAGGAACCGUGCUUGCAGAGGACCAAAUUGUCCAAAUGUCGAAGCAGUUGGAGACCUUCAAGUCCAACCUGGAGGAGUUUGCCAGCAAGCAUAAACAAGAAAUCCGAAAGAACUCCGAGUUUAGGGUUCAGUUUCAGGAGAUGUGUGCCACCAUUGGAGUUGACCCACUUGCUUCUGGCAAAGGUUUUUGGUCUGAGAUGCUCGGUGUGGGUGACUUCUAUUAUGAGCUCGGUGUUCAGAUUGUUGAAGUGUGCCUGGCCCUGAAACACAGAAAUGGAGGGCUCAUUACUUUGGAUGAACUCCAUCAGAGAGUACUGAAGGGAAGAGGUAAAUUUGCUCAGGAUGUGAGCCAAGAUGACUUGAUGAGAGCCAUAAAGAAACUGAAGGUGAUGGGGAACGGCUUUGGGAUGAUUCCUGUUGGUGGUUCUUACUUGGUCCAGUCGGUCCCAGCAGAGCUCAACAUGGACCACACUGUAGUCCUGCAGCUGGCCGAGAAAAAGGGCUACGUCUCGGUGAGUGAGAUCAAGGACAGUCUGAAAUGGGAGAAGGAACGGGCUUGUCACAUCCUGGAUCACCUGCUGAAAGAAGGCUUGGCUUGGCUGGACUCUCAAGCGCCUGGAGAAGCACAGUACUGGCUGCCUGCUCUCUUCUCUGAGAUCACCUCCCGGGAUGUCACACCAGAGGAGGCCAAUCAGAUGACCCCUUAAGGAAUGACGGACCGCCAGCUGGUGACUGAUUCAAAGACUUGUUAGUAAACAAAAUGUGGCUGGUGGGAAGGCUCAUGUGACAGAGUUGGCUGGUGAACUCCGUCUAAGAUUAUUAUCUGGACACGAGGAGAGAACUUUCCUCAUCGGCUUCUCAGUAACGCCUUUCAAUGAGUGAACUCACAUGACUAUGAGACACGACGCUGCAUAUAAACUCCAGUUUUGUGUUGCUGGUGUAACGGUUUAUGGGUGGUUAUGGAUCGAUGUACAGAGAACAUGUAAAUGUUUAUGUGUGAAGAAUAACUUUUAAAACUAAAUCAGCUGAAUUCUA
Messenger RNA from Perca fluviatilis (European perch), 1462 nucleotides. RefSeq names its product SNF8 subunit of ESCRT-II (gene snf8). Gene Ontology annotation, cellular component: ESCRT II complex. Lineage: Eukaryota; Metazoa; Chordata; Actinopteri; Perciformes; Percidae. The transcript is spliced from 8 exons. Gene Ontology annotation, biological process: protein transport to vacuole involved in ubiquitin-dependent protein catabolic process via the multivesicular body sorting pathway. The record is from RefSeq and is a predicted model, not a curated record. The coding region runs from base 358 to 1134 and encodes 258 amino acids.